Tricharina praecox is the source of this 6067-nucleotide messenger RNA. RefSeq names its product 1,3-beta-glucan synthase. Gene Ontology annotation, biological process: (1->3)-beta-D-glucan biosynthetic process; fungal-type cell wall polysaccharide biosynthetic process. Gene Ontology annotation, cellular component: plasma membrane; 1,3-beta-D-glucan synthase complex. Gene Ontology annotation, molecular function: 1,3-beta-D-glucan synthase activity. The record is from RefSeq and is a predicted model, not a curated record. The transcript has 5 exons. Lineage: Eukaryota; Fungi; Ascomycota; Pezizomycetes; Pezizales; Pyronemataceae. Bases 13 to 5805 code for a protein of 1930 amino acids.
AACACGCCCGUCAUGUCACGGCCUCAGCAGCCGUACGACGACCAGUACGGUCAGCCACAACAGCAUGACUCGUACUACCAGGACGACUAUGCUCAAGGCCAGCAGCCGCCGCAGGGUGGUCAGUACGAUCAGGCCUACGAUCAGCACGGACAACCGCCACGUCAGCAGGGAGAGGACGGUUAUUACGACGAGAAAGGAGGCUACGAAGACGAUUACUAUGGUGACCAAUACUAUGAUCAAGCUCCUGCUGCCGGCCAGCACCCUGCGACCAGUCGCGAUCCCAAGGGAAAGCGAAGAGGCCAAGACUCGGAAGAAGAUUCCGAGACUUUCAGCGACUUCACCAUGAGAUCGGACAUGGCUCGUGCUGCCGAGAUGGAUUACUACGGCCGUGGCGAUGAGCGGUUCACUGGCUACGAGGAGGGCGGCGCCGGCAAUGGGCAGCGAGGAUAUCGGCCUCCGUCUUCCCAGGUAUCUUACGGCGGCAAUCGUUCAUCCGGCGCUUCCACUCCCGUGUAUGGUGCCGAUUUCUCGGGCGCCCUUCCCAUCGGGCAGCGAUCGAAGGAGCCGUAUCCCGCAUGGACGUCUGAGAAUCAGGUUCCGGUUUCGAAGGAGGAGAUCGAGGACAUCUUUUUGGACCUUGUCAACAAGUUCGGUUUCCAGCGUGACAGCAUGCGCAACAUGUACGACCAUUUCAUGACGCUUCUGGACUCGAGGGCUUCCCGUAUGACCCCGAACCAAGCUCUGCUCACCCUUCACGCCGACUACAUUGGAGGAGACAACGCCAACUACCGCAAGUGGUACUUUGCCGCUCAGCUUGAUCUGGACGAGGCCGUAGGAUUCGCCAACAUGAAGCUUAAGGCCAACCGUAGGACCAAGAAAGCCCGUGCAGCGAAGAAGGCGGAGGGCGCGGCUGAUGAGGCCGAGAAGCUGGCUGCGCUCGAGGGCGACAACAGCUUGGAGGCCGCAGAAUACCGCUGGAAGACGAAGAUGAACCGGAUGUCGCAGCAUGAGCGUGUUCGACAGAUUGCGCUUUUCCUCCUCUGCUGGGGUGAGGCCAACCAGGUCCGUUUCAUGGCGGAAUGUCUCUGCUUCAUCUUCAAGUGUGCCGAGGACUACUUCCAUUCGCCCGAGUGCCAGCAGAAGGUCGAGCCUGUCGAGGAGGGAACUUACCUCCGCGACGUGGUCACUCCGAUCUACCAGUACUGCAGAGACCAGGGAUACGAGAUUGUAGACGGCAAGUACGUCCGGAGGGAGAAGGAUCACAAGGACAUCAUCGGUUACGACGAUAUCAACCAGCUCUUCUGGUACCCACAAGGUAUCCAGAGGAUCAUCCUCACCGACAAGACGCUGCUCUGCGACAUUCCCGGCCCUCAGCGGUACACAAAGCUCAAGGAGGUCGAAUGGAAGAAGGUGUUCUUCAAGACCUACAAGGAAACACGUUCGUGGUUCCAUUUGGUCACCAACUUCAAUCGUAUUUGGGUCAUUCACGUCACGGCUUACUGGUUUUACACGGCUUUCCACUCUCCUACCCUCUACACGCACAACUACCUGCAACGUUUCAACAACCAGCCUCCCGGUGCAGCUCGAUGGUCUGCGGUCGGUCUCGGUGGUGCGGUUGCAUCUUUCAUCAUGAUCUUCGCGACUCUUUGCGAGUGGAGAUACGUUCCGCGUGACUGGGGUGGUGCGCAGCAUCUCACCAAACGUCUCUUGUUCUGUAUCCUGGUCUUCAUCAUCAACUUGGCUCCCAGUGUGUAUGUCUUCUUCGUUGACGACUGCACGCGCAAGGACAAGUGUGGAAAGAUCUCCUUGAUUCUCGGAAUUGUCCAGUUCUUCGUCGCCGUCUUCACCUAUUUCUUCUUCUCGAUCAUGCCUCUCGGUGGGUUGUUUGGAAGUUAUCUCACGAAGAACUCGCGCCGCUACGUUGCCAGUCAGACGUUCACUGCCAGUUUCCCUCACUUGAAGGGCAAUGACAAGUGGAUGUCCUACGGAAUCUGGGUCCUUGUUUUCGGUGCUAAGCUCCUUGAGUCUUACGUCUUCUUGACUUUGUCUUUCAGGGAUCCCAUCCGUGUUCUCUCGACCAUGAAGAUUGACAACUGUAUCGGAGAGUCGCUCCUCGGAACUGGCGAUGCCGCUCAGAUGCUGUGCAAGCACCAACCAACGAUUAUUCUCGGGUUGAUGUACUUCACCGAUCUGAUUCUCUUCUUUUUGGAUACCUAUCUGUGGUACAUCAUCUGGAACGCGAUUUUCUCGGUUGCCCGAUCGUUCUACCUCGGUAUUUCCAUCUGGACUCCCUGGAGGAACAUCUUCUCGCGGCUGCCCAAGCGUAUCUACUCCAAGGUCCUCGCCACCACAGACAUGGAGAUCAAGUACAAGCCCAAGGUUCUCAUCUCUCAGAUUUGGAACGCCAUCGUCAUCUCCAUGUACCGCGAGCAUCUCCUUGCCAUCGACCACGUGCAGAAGCUCCUGUACCAUCAGGUCCCAUCCGAGCAAGAAGGAAAGCGUACCCUGCGCGCGCCCACCUUCUUCGUGGCCCAGGAAGAUCACUCCUUCAAGACUGAGUUUUUCCCUAAUGGAAGUGAGGCCGAGAGACGUAUCUCGUUCUUCGCCCAGUCCCUCUCGACGCCUAUCCCCGAGCCCGUCCCGGUUGACAACAUGCCGACUUUCACUGUCUUCAUUCCUCAUUACGGUGAGAAGAUCUUGCUGUCGCUCAGGGAGAUUAUCCGUGAGGACGACCCUUACUCCCGUGUUACUCUCCUGGAAUACUUGAAGCAGCUGCACCCUCACGAGUGGGACUGCUUCGUCAAGGACACCAAGAUUCUCGCCGAUGAGACCUCGACUUUCACCAGUGACGAUGCCCAAAAGAACGAAAAGGAUUCCGCCAAGUCCAAAGCCGAUGAUCUGCCCUUCUACUGUAUCGGAUUCAAGUCUUCGCAACCUGAGUACACACUCCGCACACGUAUCUGGGCGUCCCUUCGCUCGCAGACUUUGUAUCGUACCAUUUCUGGAUUUAUGAACUACAGCCGUGCCAUCAAGCUGCUUUAUCGCGUCGAGAACCCCGAGGUUGUCCAGAUGUUCGGUGGAAACACCGACAAGUUGGAGCGCGAACUCGAGAGAAUGGCGCGCCGCAAGUACAAGAUCUGUGUCUCUAUGCAACGGUACUCCAAGUUCAAGAAGGAAGAGAUGGAGAACGCCGAGUUCCUGCUGCGUGCAUACCCCGACCUUCAGAUCGCCUACCUUGACGAGGAACCCCCGACGGAAGAAGGAGGCGAGCCCCGUCUCUUCUCGGCUUUGAUCGACGGACACUCGGAACUUAUGGAGAACGGCGCUCGUCGUCCCAAAUUCAGGGUCAUGCUUUCCGGAAACCCCAUUCUUGGCGACGGAAAAUCCGAUAACCAGAACCACGCCGUCAUCUUCUACCGUGGAGAGUACAUCCAGCUUAUCGACGCCAACCAAGACAACUACCUGGAAGAGUGCCUCAAGAUCCGCAGUGUUCUGGCUGAGUUUGAGGAAAUGACUGUCGACAACGUUUCGCCGUACACCCCUGGACUGCCUCCUACCAACUUUUCGCCCGUUGCCAUUCUUGGAGCUCGUGAAUACAUUUUCUCGGAGAACAUUGGUAUCCUUGGUGACGUUGCUGCCGGAAAGGAACAGACGUUCGGUACUCUUUUCGCUCGUACUUUGGCUCAGAUCGGUGGUAAACUGCAUUACGGACAUCCCGAUUUCCUGAACGGCAUUUUCAUGACCACCCGUGGUGGUGUUUCCAAGGCCCAGAAGGGACUUCAUCUCAACGAAGAUAUUUACGCCGGAAUGAACGCGCUGAUCCGUGGAGGGCGCAUCAAGCACUGCGAGUACUACCAGUGUGGUAAGGGACGUGAUAUGGGUUUCGGAUCCGUUCUGAACUUCACCACCAAGAUUGGUACCGGUAUGGGAGAGCAGUUCUUGUCUCGCGAAUACUACUAUCUCGGCACACAGCUUCCUCUCGAUCGGUUCUUGUCUUUCUACUACGCUCACGCCGGUUUCCACAUCAACAACAUCUUCAUCAUCUUGUCGGUGCAAAGCUUCAUGUUCGUGUUGAUCAACGUUGGUGCCUUGAAGAACCAGGUCGUCGUCUGCGACUACAACCCCGAUGUCCCGAUCCGAGACCAGCUGCUGCCCGUCGGUUGCCGCAAUGUUGAACCUAUUCUCGACUGGAUCACCCGUUGUAUUCUUUCCAUCUUCAUCGUCUUCUUUAUCUCCUUCGUGCCCUUGGUUGUUCAGGAAUUGACGGAGCGUGGUUUCUGGCGCGCGGCUACUCGUCUGGCCAAGCACUUCGGCUCGCUUUCGUUCUUGUUCGAGGUGUUCGUCUGCCAGGUUUACGCCAACUCGCUGCUUCAGGACAUGGCGUACGGUGGUGCUCGAUACAUCGGAACUGGUCGUGGUUUCGCAACUGCCCGCAUUCCUUAUGGUAUCUUGUACUCGCGUUUCGCCGGUCCAUCGAUCUACCUUGGAGCUCGAUCCCUCUUGAUGUUGCUAUUCGCCACCUGUACGAUCUGGCAACCGGCCUUGAUUUAUUUCUGGGUUUCGCUGCUUGCCCUGUGCAUUUCGCCGUUCGUUUACAAUCCGCAUCAGUUCUCCUGGGACGAUUUCUUCAUCGACUACCGUGACUACCUCCGUUGGUUGUCCCGUGGAAACUCGCGCUCGCACGGCCAGUCCUGGAUCGCUUUCUGUCGUCUGUCGAGAACCCGUAUCACUGGUUACAAGCGCAAGGCCCUCGGAGACCCCUCGGAGAAGCUCGCCGGCGAUAUCCCUCGUGCCAAGCUCAGCAACACCAUCUUCAACGAGGUUGUCGGUCCUUUCGUGUUGGUUCUGAUCACCCUGGUUCCAUACCUGUUCAUCAACGCGCAGACCGGAUUGAGAAAGGAGAAUGACGGCAACGACAAAAUGACCAAGGACGAUCUGCUGCCAACUGGAUCGAUCAUCCGUAUCGGUGUGGUCGCAUUUGCUCCCAUGGCCGUCAACCUCGGUAUCUGUGCCGUGUUCUUCGGAAUGGCUUGUUGUAUGGGCCCGCUGCUCGGCAUGUGCUGCAAGAAGUUCGGACCCAUCCUCGCUGCCAUCGCCCACGCCAUGGCCGUCAUCAUGCUCUUCGCCUUCUUCGAGGUUAUGUUCUUCCUCGAGGGAUUCAGUUUCUCCAAGGCACUUUUGGGCAUGAUCGCUGUCGUCGCUAUCCAGAGAUGGUUCUAUAAGCUCAUCAUCAACUUUGCACUCACUAGAGAGUUCAAGGCUGAUACUAGCAACAUCGCCUUCUGGACCGGUAAAUGGUACGGAUUGGGUCUGCACGCAAUGUCCCAGCCUGGUCGUGAGUUGCUGUGUAAGAUGACCGAGAUGGGUUUCUUCGCCGCCGACUUCAUCCUUGGACACGUUCUCCUGUUCUUCAUGGCGCCUAUCAUCUUGAUCCCCUACAUCGACACCGCGCACUCGGUCAUGCUCUUCUGGCUCCGACCUUCCCGCCAGAUCCGCCCGCCGAUCUACACCGCCAAGCAGACCAAGCUGCGUCGCAGACGUGUCAUUCGUUUCUCGGUUCUGUACUUCGCCUUGCUCGUCGUGUUCCUGGCUCUGAUCGUUGGUCCGAUCGCCGUUAAGAAAAUCCUGAUUGACGUCGCUGAUGGCAUGGACCUCCCCAUGAGACUCAUGCAGCCAUACGAUGGCAAGUGGAACACCACCGAUACCAAGUGGUACGAGGACAAUCCCGAUGCGGUUGGAGACGGAAGCAAUGAGACCGAUGUCGGAACCACCACACGCCGUGCUCUGAUGGCGCUGUUGAUGUAAAGGAGUCUGUCUGCAUUCACAACCUACCCUAGUAGCUCCUAAGAGCGAAGGGUCUGGUUCCGUACAUAAGUCGGGGGUAGAAUGAGAUGAGUGUUGUUUGACGAGUGGAGUGAAUAAUGUUAGCGAUAUGGUUAUGGCCUUUGGAUGGAGGGUUUUCGGUGCAUGGAAUAGAUGGGUUGAUUGAAGCAUUGUUUUUUUUAUACUUUUUUUCUUUCGGGGGGGGGGGGGCUUGGAUGUGGUUCUUUCUUUUUCCUUUUCUUCU